This is a messenger RNA of Pimephales promelas (fathead minnow), 2557 nucleotides long. It is a transcript of the gene tmtopsa, whose product is annotated as teleost multiple tissue opsin a. Gene Ontology annotation, molecular function: G protein-coupled receptor activity. NCBI's taxonomy places the organism in Eukaryota, Metazoa, Chordata, Actinopteri, Cypriniformes, Leuciscidae. The record is from RefSeq and is a predicted model, not a curated record. Gene Ontology annotation, cellular component: membrane. Gene Ontology annotation, biological process: visual perception; G protein-coupled receptor signaling pathway.
UAAACCUCAGAAGAGCAGACAGGCUCAGACGUCAGCUGAGAAGGAGGUACUAACAUCAACACAGUACAGUUCCAACCGCAUAUGAGGAUUGCAAUCAUCACCACACGGUGGAGCAAAGGGACGCCAAACUUUUUCCCACUUCCGAAUCGAUGAACCGAGCAACAAAGUUCAGCUCAAUUGCAAAAAACAAAACAAAAAACUCGUCGUGAUUUCUUCUAACACUUAAACUCUUCUGCAAAUAAUUAUCUUCUCUCUGUGGAUUGUAUUCUGUUGUCAAAACGCAAGAGUACUAUAAAUGUUGCGCUUUCCCCCAGAAAACAAGGCAGUGACUUUUUGUUCAAUGUGCACCCAGAACGGAUUGCGAUGAUUGUGUCCAACUUAAGUGUGAUCAGCUGCAGGAAGGCGAACAGCGCGCUGUGCCUCAGUGCAGUGGAGGGACAUUUGGAGGCGUCCUCUCCCUAUAGCACUCUCAGUCCCACCGGCCACCUGCUCGUGGCGUUGAGCUUGGGCUUCAUCGGCACUUUCGGAUUCCUCAACAACCUCCUGGUUCUCGUGCUCUUCUGCCGCUACAAGGUGUUGCGGUCCCCCAUAAACUUUCUGCUGGUGAAUAUUUGCUUGAGUGAUCUACUGGUGUGCGUUUUGGGCACGCCGUUCAGCUUCGCGGCGAGCACUCAAGGGCGAUGGCUCAUCGGCGACGGUGGAUGUGUAUGGUACGGCUUUGCCAAUUCAUUGUUAGGCAUUGUGUCACUUAUCUCCCUGGCAGUGCUAUCAUAUGAACGCUACUGCACAAUGAUGGGCUCCACAGAAGCUGAUGCCACCAACUACAGGAAGGUGGCCUGUGGGGUGGUGAUGUCCUGGGUUUACUCUUUAAUCUGGACUCUGCCCCCUCUAUUUGGUUGGAGCCGCUAUGGCCCAGAAGGCCCUGGAACCACCUGCUCUGUAGACUGGACAACCAAGACCGCCAAUAACAUUUCUUACAUCAUCUGCCUCUUCAUUUUUUGCCUGAUUAUCCCCUUCCUGGUCAUUAUUUUCUGCUAUGGUAAGCUGCUGCAUGCCAUUAAACAGGUCAGCAAUGUGAACACGACUAUAAGCCGCAAGCGAGAGCACCGGGUUCUUCUCAUGGUGAUCACCAUGGUGGUCUUCUAUCUACUCUGCUGGCUACCCUAUGGGAUCAUGGCUCUGCUGGCCACUUUUGGAGCCCCUGGACUGGUGACUGUGGAGGCAAGCAUAGUGCCCUCCAUCUUAGCGAAAUCCAGCACCGUCAUAAAUCCCAUCAUAUACAUCUUCAUGAAUAAACAGUUCUACAGGUGUUUCAGGGCACUUCUCAACUGUGACCAACUCCAUCGAGGUUCCAGUAUGAAAAGUUCUUCAAAGGCAACUAAAAAUUUUCGGCCUGGACGGCGCACAGACAACUUUACAUUUGUGGUGGCUUCAGUGGAGCCCACAGCUGUCCUCAAUAAUACAAACCCAGUGGAGGACGGCCCUCUAUCAACGAAUAUUGCCAGACCUGCAGUGGUCUCCCUUGUGGCCCAUUAUAAUGGUUGAGAGUUAUUCUGUUUCAAAAAUGGCAACACUUGAAUAAACUUUUCACACAAAAUGAGGGAAAUGCAGUGUGAGAUUUGGAGGAUUUUACACAGGCAUAUAUGGCGUAUAAAAACUAUGAAAAACGAGAAAAGGAAAGAAUCCUGAGAGAAGCUGAAUUUGUGGAGUUUGUUUUUGUGUUCAAUGUGUGUCUGUUAUCCAAACAUCAAAGUGUUAUAUUCUAGUAGUAAUAUGUAGCUAGCAGUUCCUAAUUCUGCAGAUGUUGAUAUUACUAUUUUUGUAGACCUGUCCAAAAUAUCUGCAGAGAAAAACAAAAGUCAAGUCACCUUUAUUUAUAUAGCGCUUUUUUAAAAUAUAGAUUGUAUCAAAGCAGCUUCACAGUGAUAACAUGAAAAUAAUACAACACAGAUCAAUAAUAUACUGUACAACACAAAUCAAUAAUAUAUUCUAAUGAUAUAAACGACUAUUCUCAGUACAGUAAACAACAGCUCUUAAAUGUCUCUUUGAAAAGACAAUUUUUUUUUGUAAUAGUCCUGAAGGAAAAAAAAAAGAAAAAAAAAACAAUAUUUCUAACAAUGAACAACUUAUCAAUUGUUUUAAUGGUAUUAAAGCAAAAGGGUUCACUUUCAGUCACUCGUGUUCGACGUACAGUAGUCUUAUUGGGAUCACGCCCUGUCAUUUUCGAAUACUGUUAAAACGAACCAAUGCAAAUUUGCAUCUCACACUCUGCCCCACGGCACAGGUAUAAAUGCGAAAGAGGAUGCACGCACCAGUUGUAUUUCACUUUUUUGUAACCGAUCUGUCUUCAUAUCGAUGUCUCUGAAGAGUGUUGUUUAUAUUAAAAUGAGCAAGUGUGUCUCAGUGCUUUUUUCAGGAAGUAUCUCCUGGUGGUUCUACAACGUGAGUACAGUGGUGGUUGUGAGCUUUCUGAGCUCUCAACUGCUUUUUUAACAGCAUCACAUUUCUGUUUUUGUUUGUUUGUCUGACGGCCGAUUGAGGGGGAAAGGCUGCACCA